GCUUUUAUUGUCUUGUGAAUCACUUUGUAACAUCUGUUUUGAGAAGUGCUAUAUAAAUACAUUUAUUAUUAUUAUUACAUUAUGCAGACAAUUUAAGUUAUGGUUUAAUAAAUAAAUAAAUGCAAAGGCAAUAGCUUAAAUUGUCAUAUAAAUUAGUUAAGUUAAGAGUAGAACGGGUGCAUUUAGACAACAAUAAAUAAUUAAUAAGUUGUCUCUAAAAUAGCUGUGUCAAUUAUAACUUGGGCUCAAUAAAACGUGCAACAUAGUGGCUAUAACUACUAAAUUGUCUAUAUAUUUGAUAAUUCUGCAGGUCUGUAAGUGCAUACCGAUGGCUGGAAGACAGGCUCUUAGGAUGGACACUGGUAAUAGCUCCGGAGCUGCGGUGGUGGAUGACAGUCCGGCAUCCAGUCCGAGCUCCAGUCCCUGCAGCCCGGACGGUGCUCGCCGGGCCCGGGUGCUCCAGGCCGGCGGACUCAGCGGGCUCGGCGGCAGAGGACGCCCAGCAGCAGCUAACGCGGCCCGGGAGAGGAGCCGAGUGCAGACCCUGAGAACCGCCUUCCUGGAGCUCCAGAGGACUUUGCCGUCCGUGCCGCCGGACACCAAGCUGUCCAAACUCGACGUGUUGAUACUGGCCACCACCUAUAUCGCCCAUUUGACUCGAACACUGCAAGAUGAGAGCCAGGAGGAGGGAGAGAGCACAAAACAAACAGAGGCGUUACACUCACUGAAAGGUGAUGGAUACCUGCACCCAGUCAAGAAAUGGCCCAUGCGAUCCAGACUGUACGUCGGAGCAAGCGGACAGUUCCUCACCACCUCAAAUCGUUCAGAGUCAGAGAACCAAGGCCCAUCAUCAUCGUCCACCUCCAAGAAAUAAAUCAUUUGUAUGAAACCAUUUCAUAUACUGGCAUGACUUUCAUGCUGUUUACAAUCAUAAUGCUGCUGCCACAGUAUAGAUCUGAUUUCACUUCCACUAAAGCCCUGCCAAUAGGAAGACAUUGUAAAUUAAUAUAUUGAUUUUAUUGUGUAAUUUUGGAGAACAUGAUGUUUCUCUGUUGUUAUUUGGACUAAUCCUGUUUUUGCCCUGCAUUGUGCAGCUCCAUACAUGUCCCAGGUAUGAUAUUUGUAGAAAUUCCUCGGGCUAACGAGUCCGUCAUGCUUGAGGUGUGCACUUUCAGUUGAGACAUUUGCACUAAAUGCAUGUGUGAAUAACUUAACAUCUGUCAUGUGAAGUGGUCUGUCAGAGAGUCAACAAUGGAGGCUCUUCGUCUCAUGUUCCUUCUUUAUUUUUACAUGCAUGGUUGUAAAUGUUGUUUGUGAAUAAAUGACUUC
Molecule: messenger RNA, 1329 nt
Organism: Sebastes umbrosus (honeycomb rockfish)
Lineage: Eukaryota; Metazoa; Chordata; Actinopteri; Perciformes; Sebastidae
Product: transcription factor 24-like
Exons: 2
Coding region: 329-874 (181 amino acids)
Biological process (GO): regulation of transcription by RNA polymerase II; developmental process
Molecular function (GO): protein dimerization activity; DNA-binding transcription factor activity, RNA polymerase II-specific; RNA polymerase II transcription regulatory region sequence-specific DNA binding
Source: RefSeq, a predicted model, not a curated record